AAAAAAUAGCUCCAAAUGAAAACAACAAACAAAGCCAGUAACGUCAUCUUUACCAAUCCAAAAACACAACAACAACAUUAUUCUCUCAGAAAAAAAAAAACACCACCAUCACUGUUGUCGACGCCGUCACCGUUAUCGCCGCCGUCACAACAUCAAAAACUAAUUUUUUUUCAAAUGGGUGCCACAGAACAUGUGGUAGGUGAGAGAGAGAAUGAAAUUGAAGCUGGAAUGAGAGAAAAAGAAGGGGAUGGUGGAAAUAAGGAAGAAAGGGUAAGGGACUUGGAGAGAGGGGAAGUUGGUGUUGAAGAGAGAGAAGUUCAAAGCAAUCAUGUUGAUGUUGAUGAUGAUGAUAAUGUUGGUCAUGGUCAUGAUCAUGAAGAGUUUAAUGUUUCAAGAUUUCAUAGAUUAAACCCUACUAACCCUUUGAGGAUUGUGAUUAAUAGUUCUACAAGAGUUGCAAAACCUUCUCAACCUACUAAUCAAUCUCAACGCUCUCAUACUCAUACUCAAUCACGCUCUGUUCCAACCCCAAUUGAAACACCACAACCACCACCACAACAGCAACCAGUAACACUUAAUUCAAGAAGAUAUACCAACAGAAUAUCCUUGUUUAUAUUUGCACUCCACCAAUUACUAGCUAUUGCUCUUGUGUGUUUUCUUGUGUUCAAAGGAAUCCGUGGACUUAUACAAGAUUCUGAUUCUGUUAAAAGGAAACAGAAAAAUGUUUUGAAGUUUUUUCUCCCUCAAGUGGAAGUUGCAACUUUUAUGAGCAUAAUUCUUGCUUUCAUUUGGCAAGGUGCAAUUAGAAAAUGGCCAACUUUUAUGAUUCAUUUCAUACUGUGGUGUACUUUUAUCAUGUCUCUUGCAGCCGGAAUUCUUCUUAUUUGCUUUCAAAAAGCUCCAACCGACGGCGUUGGUGUUUGUUUCAUCGCUUUUGCUAUCGGAAAUGGUUUAUAUGGUUGUUGGGUUAGUCAUAGAAUUAAGUUUUGUUGUAAGGUCUUGAGUUUAUCGCUUCAACCAGUGUCGAAAUUUAGUGAUUUGAAUAAACCUACUUAUAACAUGCUCGGUGUUGGAUUCUUGUGGAUAUCGCUAUGGAUUUUAGCAGUUAUUGGAGCUUUGAACUUUUAUUUUCCACCGUUGAUUAUCAUUGUGUUGGUGUUGAGUUUGAUGUGGACUACCGAGGUUAUGAGGAAUGUUGUUAAUAUAACUGUUAGCAGGGUUAUUGCAUUGUAUUACUUGAGAGGAAUGCAAUCUAGCACACAAUUUUGCCUUCUAAGAGCGUUGACUCGGAAUCUCGGAAGUGCUUGUUUGGGUUCUCUAUUUGUGCCAGCGAUUGAAGCAUUGCGAAUUGUUGCUAGGGGGUUGAAUUUGCUUGAGGGAGAAGAUGAGUUCAUGUUUUGUUGUGCUCGAUGUUGUUUACGCGUCAUGGAUUCGAUUUUCAGAAAUGGCAAUAGUUGGGCUUAUGUACAGAUAGCAGCUUAUGGAAAAGGUUUUGUAAAUGCAUCACAAGACACAUGGUCCCUAUUUGAGAAGGAAGACAUGGUGCCAAUAGUAGAUGCUGAUAUAACAAGCUCAAUUUGCUUCCUGACAGGAGUUUGUAGUGGCUCAAUUUGUGUCAUUGUUGUGGCUGCUUGGACUCAAAGAGUACACCAAAGUUUCACAGCCACCUUAUCCCUACUCACAUUCCUCAUUGGAUACCUUUUGACUAGGAUUGCAAUGGCAGUGCCUCAUGCUUGUGUGAGUUGUUACUAUGUUUGCUAUGCUGAGAAUCCAGAUAACAGAUUGUUUGAUAAAACAAUUAAGGAUCGUCAAGCUUUGUUAAAAACUGGUCGUGAAGUGGUUGUGCCUACACCAAGGGGACUUAGGAGAUAUACUACUAGGUCUUAAUUUCAUAAUUUCACUAUCCAAAAACAUUAAAUCAAUGACAAAAAAUUAUAGAUGAAAAAUAUAAAAUUCGUCUCUAAUUUCGUCAUUAUUUUUUACGUUUCUAAUUAUUGUGGCCAAUUUUAUUUUAUUUUUACACUAUGCAAUUACAAGUUGAAGUUCAACAUGAAAUUUUCUUAUGAAAAAAUGCUCUUAAUGUCGGACUAAGAUACCCUCCGGUCGAGGAUCUUUCUAUUUACGAAUUAAGACAUUGGUAGUUGUUCGAUUAAGAUCGGAUGGUAUAAAACAAAGUUAAAUUGUCUGAUCUUAAUUUAACGAUUUAACGACAUUCGUAAAUUUCAAAUCCUUUAUGGAUGGUGGAAGAACGUGAUGCAUGACCAAAAUGGAUGAAUAUUGAAUUGAAGCCAAUAAAAAAAUGGUGGUGGCUUUUGUUGAGAAUGAUCUGGCUUGAAGAGCUAUAGUUGGAUUUUUGUAUUGGAAUGAAAAAAAUGUGGGGUAAUGAUACUAAUCAACAAGGCCACUAGAGUGACUUGUGGUCCCAAUCUUGUAAUGUAAUGUAUAUUUUUUUUGCAGAUAUACUUUUAGGAUAUUCCAACAUUAUUUAUUGUAAGGUGUACGUACAAGCAACUGACUCUUCAUUUAAUUAGUCUUUCAA
This is a messenger RNA of Cicer arietinum (chickpea), 2539 nucleotides long. RefSeq names its product protein PNS1. Gene Ontology annotation, molecular function: transmembrane transporter activity. Gene Ontology annotation, cellular component: membrane. Gene Ontology annotation, biological process: transmembrane transport. The record is from RefSeq and is a predicted model, not a curated record. NCBI's taxonomy places the organism in Eukaryota, Viridiplantae, Streptophyta, Magnoliopsida, Fabales, Fabaceae.